GCCAAGAUCGAGCGACGCCCUGGAGCGCCAUACCAGACCCCAUGAAGUCGGCGUACGACGAGACACGGCAUGCUGUAGUAGGAGAUAACCUUCUGGAGACGCGAUGGAUUCCUCGGCCCCGAAACGACGCAAGACGUCGCCUACUACGAGCGUCCCAGUCGGCGGCGCCACCGCGCCCGCGCCUUCAGAUGCCUCUGCAAGGCGACCUGCACGACGACACAUGCCUUCGUUCGCGUCGCCGACAAAGGCCAGCCUGGCGCGAUCGAACCCCGACGUUCUAGAGCGGAUGAACGCCGGACCGCGAGCCCGACGGCUUAACGACACGCCCGCGUCUGCGGUCGGUAGCUCGACGGGGAAUGGAGAUGGAUCUGAUCCCGCGCGGGCGCCCGCCGAUUCGGAGCUGGGCAAUGGGGAUGCGCGACAUAUACGAUCCGACUCGGCUGGCCAGCCGGGAAGCUCCAUCCGACGGGCGACUGGAGCUAUGGCUUCACGGCCACGAAGAACUCCAAACAGACCGUCACCGCGUCCGUUGCCACCCCCCUCGGCGGAAGAAGAGGAGUUGAUAAAUCCUUUUAGGGGGCGGGUUCUGCGACGUUCUCCGCUCGCUGGCGUGCCCGUGCCAGAGGAACCAGAGCUCCCGCCGACGCCGACGCAAAAAGGCAUUUCGGAUCCGGCCUCAGUCCAUACCUCUCCUAUCGGGAUCCACAACACGCCCUCCAAACGCCCGAGGAGGAGCAGGGCGCUAGCCGAGAGGAUUAAGAGCUCUCCGCUAAAGCAGCCACCUCUCCAUCCUCCCGAACUCACCAGGGAGCUGACGCCAGUCGCGGCGCCGUCUCGCGUCGCCGACAGGCUAGCCGCGUCGGCUCCGCGAGAUCGGAAAAGGAAGCGCAAGCCCCACCCGGCUCGGAAUGUCGAGGAGCUCGACGCGCUCGCGGAGAAGAAAGCGCUGCGUGAUUCGCUGCUGGCCGAAGUUGGCCGUUUGAAAUCGGACCUGGAACUCGCCGGUCGCGCGAACGACCGCAUCUAUCAGCAACAGCAGGCAAGCCGGGAUAAGUCGGCGCCCUCGGAACCCGAGGACAAGGACGGCCUCCUCGACUUGCUUCGACGGCAUGCUCUUCCUCCCGAGCAAGAACCUGCCCCGCGCCCGUCCCAAGACUGGCUCGAAGCGGCGUUAAAUCCCAUCUCCCUCCUGCCCUUCAGCAAGCCAGAUCUGUUGCUCCCACCCCUACUCCCCCCCCAGAAAGAAAGCGCGCACGAGACGGAGAAACCUCCGACGUCGCACCACCCCGUGCCGAUGACGGCGGAAGAAGAGUUGCCCUACCUUCAGGUUUUUACGCCCCUGGCCUUCGCGUCGACCAUGUCCAUCCUUCCCCGGGACGACACCGCGGACGGGCCCGGCCCGCUCCUGCAGAGGCAUGCCAUCGCCAUCGCGUCGACGCCCCCGGGCUUGUUUGUUGCCAGGGUCGAGAUGACGGUCAACACCAAGUCUCUAGCUAUCGUGGACCUGCGCGUGCCGCACCUCGAUCCAGCGGCAGUCAACGAAUUGGGACCUCUCGCGGAGAGAAUUAUCCGGGGCGCGGGCUCCAGCGCCCUCGCACGGAAUAUCGGCGUCCUGACCUGGGCGAUGGGCGAGUGGCUCCGGGUCGCCGUGCGGAGGGCUCGGUUCUGGCACGCCGUGCAGAAGGACCUGGGAGGCAGCGAGGGCCUGGCAAGGUGCGCCAGGGAGAUGAGAGAGGUUCUGAAGAAGGGGGUUACGCGAACCCGUCCACCGCGAGACGAGGAAGACGAAGACAACAGCGAAAACGAGGGCGGGGCCGAGCCAGGCAACCCGCAAAUACCCCUCACUAAGGCUGACCUGCUCCCGUAUAUGGGAAAGACGGACCUUGACCUAGAGCUGGCCGACGCAGAUGGUGCGGAAGAGGCACCGAGCAUCCGCAUACGAUGGCGCAUCGAAUUCGACUGGACAGGGGAAGCGCAAAGCAAGAUGGGGCUCCUGGUCAGCGCCCCCACGAAGUGGCACGGGCACGAUACCCGAAGUAGCCUGGGAAACAUCCCGGACGUGUUUGACAAGCUGGUCAAGGACAACAAGGAUCCGAUGAUGGCCUUGCGGACGGUAGUCGCCUUGCUAGUCGGCGAAGGGAGGUGAAUUGCUGCCAGACGCGAUGUGCUAUAAAAUAUGCUGUGCGAGGAAGACGUGAGAGAGAGGGACUGGUGCAUUUGCCAGAGGGCAGGCUCGGUUACGGGCACUCGCACACGCGCACAUCGAGACAUCAUA
Durotheca rogersii is the source of this 2275-nucleotide messenger RNA. RefSeq lists its product as uncharacterized. Lineage: Eukaryota; Fungi; Ascomycota; Sordariomycetes; Xylariales; Xylariaceae. The transcript has 2 exons. The coding region runs from base 104 to 2146 and encodes 680 amino acids. The record is from RefSeq and is a predicted model, not a curated record.